AUGGACUUCACUGUUGAAAUUUGGCCACGAUUCCGUCUGACACCACAAAAACGGAGAGCCAGCGUCAUUGGUUGCUUGCUUUUCGGCACCGCUUGCUACUAUCUUGGAUCCGAGCGCAUUUCGAAAAUACCUCCUGACUCUGUAGCCAGAAGACAAUCCACAAGGAUCAUCGCUAAUUCCAACGGUGCCGGUAUCAGUUCUAUCAAGCUUCCUGCCGCACUGCUCCCGACACCUCUCUUUUCGGAACACUUCAUCCAGCUUGACCAUGAGAACGACAACGGCCAUGUCAAUGCCACCCAUCCACCACUGGAUACGCUCGUCUCAAGAUCUAUAUCCACCAACCCUGCACAAAUUGUCAAGAAUGUCGACUUUCUCUUGGACUUCGCCAUUGUGGGCUUUGCCAAAUGCGGUACCACCACCCUGGUAGAAUGGCUUUUGCAACCACCCCACAACACGAAUACCAGUAAUCAAGAUGAUUCCAGUGCUACCACGACCACUACAACUCUCCCCAAACUCAUUCGAGCACCCAGUCAUGAACCGCUGUGGCUCCGAGAUCAAAAACCGGCCAAGGCCGUGAGUGUCCUUUACCGUUGUGCUCAAGCCGAACAAAAGCAACGACAAGAACGACUGCUCUUGCCACACCAAAAGGUACUCAAGGGAUACAAGAAUCCCAGUGAUAUCCGGAGCCACGUCGCAUUUCGUAUCGACCAGCAAGGCCGAGUUUCAUGCCAUUUUGGCCGCAUUGGGCAAGACACCCUGAACAGCACGGCCGAAUGGACCUUGUUGCGGCCGUGGCUGGAUCCAUCACCUUUACAAAGGCAUCCUCGCAUGCCCAAUCGGGUCUUUUUCAUGGAAACACGACAAUUGGCCGAAUCCAAGAAUAAUGCGACCAGAUUGCAACAAAUUGAGCAAGAUUUGGAAGAUUACCUGGGAUUGCCACGCCAGUAUUUGGAUCCCCGACCACUGCAUAUCCGACCCUAUUCGCAAUACAUUACCACCAACCUGGACGACUAUCGCAUGGAUAUCUGUGCCCCACAAUGGGCCCCCGUCUUGGACGAAAUGAUGAAGAUUUCACGGGCGGCAUCGCCUUGGCUGCGACGGUACUUUAUCAAAAGCCCGGAUGUUGUAGCGUCUUCUCCCGAGUAUUUGGAGGAGUUGUUGAAAGAUUGGAUGAUUAAUUCAUGUGACAAAAAUGAUCUGAACAACGAGAGACAAGAGUAA
This is a messenger RNA of Seminavis robusta, 1221 nucleotides long. The record is from the annotation of a GenBank genome assembly. NCBI's taxonomy places the organism in Eukaryota, Bacillariophyta, Bacillariophyceae, Naviculales, Naviculaceae.